Messenger RNA from Owenia fusiformis, 926 nucleotides. The record is from the annotation of a GenBank genome assembly. Lineage: Eukaryota; Metazoa; Annelida; Polychaeta; Sabellida; Oweniidae.
GAUGUUGCUAUGGAAAUUGAAUAGAGAACAGGGGAAAAGUCAGGCUGCCAAUAAAUGAAGCGUUUUACAAAAAAAGAAGACCAGCAGACAGGAAAAAAAUAGUGAAACAAGCAGGCAAGAAGGUGCUUUAACGAGACUGUUGGCUGCGAAAAUAAAUUCCAAAAGGACGAUUCUCGGUUUGGAGAACGAAGUUCAUCAAUCUAAAUGAGCAUUAUCCCUGCUUCGGACAAAUUUGAUUUUUUUACAUAAUAUAGAUUUGAAUGUCUUCUUUUGAAUAGUCAUAAUUUAAUUUGGGUAAUAUUUCUAGAUUUUUCGCAAAAAAAUAUUAGCGCAGUACACUGAUGAACUUCUUUCCCCAAAUCGAGACUUGUAUUUUAUUGAAUCGGUCUAUUUGAGCAUUAUCCCUGCUUCAGACCAAUUUGUUAUUUUUACAUCUUGUAGAUUUAAUUGUCCUCUUUUGAAUAUUCAUAGUUUAAUUUGGGUAAUAUUUCUAUAUUUUUCAUGAAAAAAUUUUUAGCCCAGGAGGCUGUUCUCCAAACCGAGAAUCGUCCUUUAAAAUCACAGCUAUAUGCUCAUAAUUUCACCAGUGUUAGUGAUCCCUUUUGUAAAUGUGGAUUACCACAAACACCUUCUCAUUUUAUCUUAAAAUGUCCUCUGCUUGUAAACGAGCGUGAAACUUUAUUUGCAGGACUGCGAACUUCAGAUCUUCAUCUUUUGGUUCAGAAUUUGAACACAGUUGACAAAAUUCAGUUUCUUUUGUAUGGUGAUGAAGAUUUAGAUAAUUCAUUAAAUGAAAAAUUAAUAGAACUUAUGAGUCAUUUUGUUAAAGUCUGAGCCAAAUUGAUCGGUUUGGCUAAUUUUUGCAUGCAUGUGUUAACACAUCCCUGGCCCAUGGGAUUAUAGUUUCUUAUAUGAGUGAAAACAUU